Molecule: messenger RNA, 1627 nt
Organism: Vespa velutina
Lineage: Eukaryota; Metazoa; Arthropoda; Insecta; Hymenoptera; Vespidae
Exons: 2
Coding region: 708-1094 (128 amino acids)
Source: RefSeq, a predicted model, not a curated record
UUUUUCCGAAAUCUGUUACAUUACUAUGUUAAAAAAAAUAUAUAAUUAACAAAUGUCACAUUUACAAAUUUAUUAGUAAUACUAUUUUACCUUCCAAUAUAUUCUUUCGGAUUUUCGUACGCUUUCGCGAUUUAGAUUUUCUAACCCCAAAAUCUGACGUAUUCUCGAAGCCCAUAUUUGUACGAAGAUAAAACAAUUAGAUUGUAUACGAAUAAGCUGAGCACGGGUUAGGAAAGAAGAUAAUACGAAUUGAUAAUUAUUUUGAAAUAGUAAUUAAAGGAUUAUUUGCGAUAAAAUGUAUUAGUGCCAUGCGGAGAUUCGAGAUAGGUUGCCGCAGCAUGUGCCAACGACUUUUUCCUUGGAUGUAUUCAUGUGUUGUGCAUUCAGAAUAUAUAUAUAAUAUACAUACCUUGCGUUAGCGCAUGUGCGUUGUUCAUGUUCUUUAAUUCUCCACAAUCCAAUUAAGAAAAACUACUAACUUCUCAAACAAUUAUAAUUUAUAUGUAUAUGACAUUUAUAUAUGUUCAUAUAUUAUUACGUAAAUAAUUCGCUAAGAUAUGUUAAGUAUUAAUAUAACAUUAAACAUACAUAUAUACAUAUAAUUUAUAACAGGACAUUUACAAAGAACUUGCGUCAGUAUUAUAAAUUAUAAUAAAAUACUAAAAUAAUCAAUUCGUUGAUCAAAGAAAUCAUAAAGUAUUAUCAAAAUGUUAAUACAAUUUGUAAAAGUAAGCUUUCAGAAUCAAUCCAAAAAGAUUUUUUCAUCGAGACAGACAAAUCUUUACAACAUACUACUUUCAAGCAAUAGGAAAGCAUCAUCGAAAGAAAAAAUUAUAGAUGAUGAAUAUUCAAACGAACCUAUCAAAUAUUCUACAUCAAAAGCAUCAAGUUGGCUUGCUUCCCAAACGCGUCAACCUCAAUCUGAAAGACAUCCAUAUGAAUCUAAUGUUAUAACAAUUAGUAUAAUCAUUUUUAUGAUUUAUUUCUUUAUUUUAAGAGAAGAGAACGAUAUAGAUUUAUCUCUUAAUAAACCACUGUCAGAACUUGUACCUAAUAUUAACAAAACAAAUGCACAAUCUUCCAAGAGAUUAUAACUGUAAAUAUUGUAUUGUAGUAAUCAGUUUUUAUAUGUAAUUGGAUUCUUUGAUUCAUUCAAUUAUAUAUUAUUUCUUUUUUUUUUUCUUAAAUUAUCAAUUAAAUAAAUAGUUAAUUAUUGAACUUAUAUAAAUAGAUUUAUUCCAAUAAACUUGAAAGGAUUUUCUGUUUAACAAACAUAUAAAAUAGUAAAAAUUUCCUUAUUACAUAUUGGACUUCAUAUUGAUUUGGUUUUUCCAAUAGGCAAUUGUACUACAAUGGAUAUAUUAAUCGUCCCCAUAUUAUACUGUUCAAUAUUUCACUCCAUUUAAUAGAUGGUUGAUAAGCUAUGGUGUCUAUAAUACAGCUUUUCCAUGUUCGACCCCAUGAAGAUUUGACCAUUGUCAUCCAUAAAGUUAUUGUCAUAUUAUUCUUUGACUGUUGUGAAUGUAAUUUAAUAUAAAUGCUAUCUAAAAUUUCAAAUAUUAACAAAACUUUUGAAACUAUAUGUAUGUUAUUAUACAAUAUAAAUAUAAAUAUUAUUAAUUACUUA